Messenger RNA from Penaeus indicus, 6931 nucleotides. RefSeq lists its product as uncharacterized. The record is from RefSeq and is a predicted model, not a curated record. NCBI's taxonomy places the organism in Eukaryota, Metazoa, Arthropoda, Malacostraca, Decapoda, Penaeidae. The transcript is spliced from 6 exons. The coding region runs from base 125 to 3784 and encodes 1219 amino acids.
CUAUCCCUCCCACUCAUCGGAGACACAAAGUUCAAGGGACCAAAAAAAUACACAAAUAAAGAAGAAGAAGAAGAGAAAAACAAGGAAAUAACGGGAGAAACGAGGAUAAAGAAGGCAAAGCAGGAUGACGCCGAGAGGAGCCAACACGUCAGGCUCCGUCAAGGGCUUCCUGGACGUGAAGAUUCCAGCGAGGAAGAGGAAGAGUAUCUCGCUGUUUAGGGUACAGGUGUGGAAGAGGCGAUGCUGGGUCGUGAUCCGCGGAGACAGGUCACCGGAAGAUGGCGCCACGAGGUCAGGUCAGCUCAGCCUCAGCGUGGAGAUCUACACGCGGCACGAGGGGUCAAACCAUCCCACCGAGGGGACCAUUCUGCACCUUGACCUUGUUCACAGGAUUCGUCGCGCCAAGUCCAAGUCACACCCCUACGCCUUCGAGGUGUGCGGGCGGCGCGGGGAGGCGUUGCUCUACCUCAGCGGUCAGAGCGAGACGGAGACCCAGAGAUGGAUGAGCGAAAUCAGAAACAUCCUUUGGCCUCCCACGCAUCUGGAGGCCAUCAAGAGAGGACACGGCAGCACGUGGGAGGUGAGCGCCAUCUCCGUGGGCGAGGCAGGCCCUGAUUGGACGAGCUUGGCGGGACUGUACGGGCGGCUGGCUGUUCGGGAAGCCAACUUGCUCAUCAAAGAUAUUCAUAAUGGGACGACGCGAGUGGAGUGGCCUUUGACCUCGGUUCAGCGCGUGUGCGUGGCCACGGGAGGCGAGGUCGAGGACGAAGGCAAAAUUUUUAUCAUCCAGACCAGACCAUGCCACCCGUGCGGCGAGGCCUAUCUCUACUUCUUCUCGCCUGAACUCAGCUCUCUGCUGGAGGGGCUUCACGAGGCCGUCUCCAAGCUCAUCUCGGCCUCGGCAGCGGAUGAUGUCUCCCUCAUCAGCGACCUGUCGGAGCUCUCGGGCGCCCUCAGCUCCGUGGUGGUGUUGCCUCAGCGUCUGCCGGACCCGCCCAAGAUGCGCAAGUCCACAUCCGUCAUAGAUCUGGCUCAGAUUCACGAGCUGCAACCUCUGUGCAACAUCCACACUCCGACCCGCCUGAGCAGCAGUCAGUGCAACCUGGCUGAGGAGCUGCGAGGAGAGCCGCCUUUGCCGGGCCGCCUGCUGGGCCACUCCCGCCGCCGGUCGAUGAGCGAGACGAACCUCGCCAAACUCUGCCUGGACGAGACUGACGAAGAGCUAGAGUCGCGUGACGACGACCUCGAAGACGCUGACCUCCGCCAGGCAGACCUCCCUAAAGACCGCACGUCCUCCUCUGGUUCCUACAACUCCUACCGGUCCACAGACUCUGGCGUCCGGCUCUCAGCCUCCCCCUCCACGCACUGCGACGGCGGCCGGUACAUGUCCGAGAACGCCGCCCGCCGCUUCGUCACCAAGUCCGACUCCAUAGACUCUGGCGUCAGAACGAAAGACGAGAACAGGGAGGUGGCAGCGGAGGGCGACGAGGCCAAAAAGGCGGAUCCUCAGUCAGGGGAUGGAAAGCAGGAGGCCUCCAGCCGGCGAGGCAUGAGCGCCCUGGAGGAGGAGCCAGACGUGGAGACCAAGGUAGGCGCAUGGUGCCUGCAGAGCGCAAGGGCCAGGAAGUCCUUCUUCGCCAAGAAUCUAAACGUGACGUGUGCGGCACACAAAGAGAGAAAGAAAGGGAGUUUGAGCAGGACCAUGUCGGAGUCCUACAAGGAAGUGACAGACAAGCAUGACGAGUUCAGGCGGCUCUCGGAGUUCACAACGUCCUCUAAGGCUUGCACAGUGUAUGAGGAAAUAGUAGACGUCCUGAAGCCUCUGACCCAAGCGAACCAGCAAGCAAAAGAGCACGAUUACGAGGAGCUUGACAAGUGCCGGAGAGAUAUUAAGCGGAGUUACAGUUUCCAGGAAAAGACGAAGCCUCCUCCACUACCUCCCAGGCGGCCGAAGUCCUUCUCGCCUGACCCGUGGGCGGAAGAGGCUCUGUCCAAGUCAGGUACUCUCAAGAAAAUAUUUGGUCUUUCAUUUCAAAGCAAAUCUCAUUCCACAGAAAGCAUGCUCGAUGUGAGCUCAGGAUAUGAUGAUUUGUCCACAUUAGGUAGUGAGGAUAUGGCAAUGGUGCAGGCCCUGGGCACUCUGCCUAGAGUCAAGAAGAAACCCGUUGAUAGACGAGAGCGUCAGUCAAGCCGUUCAGCAUCCCCCAAAAUGUCGCCAAAACAGAAGGCAAGAUCUCUUUUUGGUGUUUCCCCGAGUAGGUCCCCCAUGAUUCCUAGGCCCAAACAUCUUUUUCUCUUUAAGGGUUCUGGCAAAAAUGAUACACAGACCUCACCGUUGUCUAAGCCAGGAUUUAGACUUCACCGUCAGUUUUCUCUUCAGGGUCAGCGGACGCCCAGCACGGACAGCUCCCUCGCGGACGCCUCCACGCCCGAGACGCCCCAGCAGCAGCAGCAACAGCAGCAGCAGCAGGCGUGUCAGCACCGGCAGUACUGGCGUCCCGAGGCUUCCAGUGGUCCCCCUGGCGAGCCUCCCGACGCAAGUGAGGAGGCAGCGGGAGGACACGCUGGAAAAGACUCUUAUGCUUUCCUCAAGUCACCAAAGUUAAUGUCAAAGACUUUUAGCUUCUUAAAGAAAUUCCCUAAAGAGAAAAGUGGCUCUUUAGAGAGAAAACGUAAGUCGGGCAUUAACUUUUUACCACCCCAAGAUCUCUCCACAAAGUUCCCCAACAGUUAUUCAAUGGACAGUUUCGCUGUAGACAAAGGGUCCCAGAGUUGCGGUACGCCCGUCAGGGACACGGACUCGGACUGGGCGGACGCUGACGUCGUCCCCGGGAGCAGAUUGCGCUCCAUGUCUUAUUUGCCGCCUUCCUCGCCAGCCAUACGGAUCCCCUUCCACUCCCACCACGACUCCGUGACUACCACUCCUGCGGGAACUCCCACGGGCCACUCCUUCAGUCCCCUUCGGAAACUAAGCUCCCCGCAGCCCCCCACAGAUCCCUCUCUGUGGAGGGACGAAGGGGACUGCUGGAAGGAGUGCGAUUCUCGCCUCCUACCUGGUGGGUUUCCACCUCCCCCUCGGGAGCCUCCGCCUCCCCCCGCCCCCCAUGAACCUCACUAUGCCAACCUGCCCCACCAUACCCACGACCAGGACUACAUGUCCAUGGACGAAGUUCGAGGGGCCUACAGGAGGAUCUCAAGCGCAUCUGUCGGCGAGGCAAGAAGAGACAGCGGAGGCUACCUGUCCAUGGGCGAGAUCCGUUCCUUCCGGGCAGGCGAUACCCCAGACUGCCCUGGCUGCAGCCAUGCGCCAGGAAGUAUCACUCACCACGACUGCCACCCGGAGCGCGAGGCCAUGCCUGAAGACCACGAGUACAUGACGAUGGAUGACAUCCAAACAGUACUCCACACGGAGUUCCCAGGGAUCUACUCGUCGAAGGAGGAGAAAGAGCUGUACAAACACUGUGGGUACAAGAGCGCCCCCGCCAGCCGCAAGACCUCGUACUCUGAGGGUUCCGAUUACCUCACGCCUCAGGAAGUAGGGCGCAUGAUCCGGAGGGAGGUCCUGGCGAUACGCCGAGGAGGCCGAGAGGUGCCCGUGGAGCACCCACACCAUAUGCAUGCCCAUGCGCACACCUACGACCCUCAUCACCACACAAUGGAUCCACACCACCACCAACACGACCCCCACCACCACCACCAACACGACCCACCUCCUCACCACCACCAGCAGGAAUCCCACGUCCACCACCACGACCCCCAACACCCGCAGUAUCACCACCACUAACACCACCGACACUUGGCGAAGGAAACCACCACCAUCGGACAACAAGCCAAGGCCACUCGACGCCACCCUGGCUCACUCUGCACAAAGACGCCUCUGGACUCUUACAAUUCUUUGGCCUUAAGAUCACCAUGCUCAUGAAUAUGCAUUGUGUGCUUCUUUUUUUACAUAUAUACAUAUAUAUAUAUAAUUCCCUUGCAACUUAUCAAUGCACCGUUAUGGAUAUAUAUAUAUACAUCUUUAUGUAUAUAUCAUUAUAAUAAAUGUGUAUGUGCUUCAGAUGGAUGCACAUACGAAACCCAUGGAAGAAGAGGUACGAAAAGGUACUUAAGAUGUUUGAUUGUUUUUUAAAGAUCUUCGAAAGACCUUGACUUUCCCCGUUUGAAUCUACAGCGAUGGUGCCAACAUUCCCCGUGCCAAGACUCAUAGCUGUACCCAAGCUCAAGUCAUACUAGAGAGUGUACAGUUUAGAAUUAUCUACCAUAGACAUAAUUGUCUGAGACAAGAUAGGUAUUGAAAUUCCUCGAUUAUUUAUUUCUGGUAUUCGGUUUUGAGAUCAUUUAUAGCUGAGAAUACCUGUGCUUUGUCUCCACCAAUGCUCCUUCCUCUAUCAUAGCAGGUACGAAUAUGUCAUAAUUUUUUCACAACACUUGGUAUAUUUAGAUGGAUUUCCAUUUGAGUAUAGAUUAGCUUUGUAAAUUUUAUGUGACACAACGACCGUAGGAUUUUAAUAUACAAGCUUUGAGAUGUUUAUAUAGACCUUAUCAUGUCCUCAGAUAUUUUGGAUUGGUGCAGUAUCCCCUCGACUCAAUGCUAGUUUGUUCCAUUCUGUUCGUCGUGAAGGUGCCAGGCAGAAGUGGCACUUGUGAGGAGGGUCAGUCAAGAGUGAAAGUGAAAGUGUGAAUAGGUUUCCAAGAGUUUUUCUAUUUCUCUCUCUUCUCUCUUCGAGUGUGUUUUGGAGAUGUAUCAACACAGAUUUUUCAGAUGCUGUGUAUCACUAUUUGUUUCCGUUCAUAUAUAAUACCCAACGCUGCCUUCAUUGUAAUAACCGUGAAUUUCAGAAAGUUUUCUACAAAGUCUUUGGAAAUGAAAAAAGUCAUAGUUUAUACUCGCCUUAAACUGUUAUAAUGUUAUGAUAUGAUUUAAACUUGUACGUAUUGAAGAUUGUGAAGGAUGUCGAUUAGUCAGCUUAGUCAGUCCUAAGCUGAGUAGAACUGUUGCCUCACUUCCUCAAUGAUUUAGCAUUGUUGUGUGAUAUUAUGCAGAAGAAAAUAAGGAUGAUUUUAAAGCCUUUGAACUCUUUUUCUCUCAAUGAACCAAAGAUCUUAAGAGUUGUGUGUACGAAGUUCGGUUUUCAUUAAGGGAACGCAGAACUGCCUUACGAAACGGAAGUGAGAUCAGUAUUACUAGAUAUGUAAAUCAGACCCAACUGUGCCAAUCGACUCCAGUAAAACUACACUUCAAAGUGCCAGGCUGACCCACACUGCCUUUACGCGCAAAGUGCCACUCUCGCCUGUAACCUCACCGCUAGAAUGUUUUCCUCAGAUAGUGUUUUGUGUAGAGCAGACAACCAAGAGGGGUUGGUGUUGUCUGUGUAUUGCGUAUUGUUAAAGGGUGUCUUCUUUGGGUAUACCGCGAUCUGGUCCCUUGUUCAUUAUUAGUUAAGUGAAGGGAGGUGGUCUACUAGCCACUAGCAAGGUACAGGUUCCUUUGCUUGUGAUGGGCGAUGCAUGGUCUAUUGCUGGCUGUUCUGCUAGCCACGUUGGACCACCAGUCAGCUAUCGUUCCGAGACGGACCAGAUGCAGCUAGUGAUGGAAAGGGAAGGAAAGUUGUUUUUUUCCCCCCAAGAGAAUCUGAUAUAUCUCUGGGACUCAAGACCCAAGUGGAGGAAGGGGAAAGAGUUGUCGGUGUCUGCACUUCAUGUACUUUUUUUUAAAUCCAAUCUUAAAUGUGUAUAUCCUGUAAGUGGCUAGGAACACUGCCAUGUGCUACUCCAGAGACAAUACUACAGAUGUACAUUUUAUUACUGACUUAUCACUGAUAGGUUGAGGUAAACUGUUUCGUUCGAACACGAGGAGGGAGUCUCGAACACCAAGACUUCUGAGACCAAGACCAAGCCAGGACGGGCCAAGAAAUCGCACAAUACCUGAGACAAUAUGGUGUGAACUUACAAUGACUUUAGGGCAUUUUUUCCUGUUUGACCUUGUGACCUUCAAGGUGACUUCCAUUGUCAGUUUAAAAUGUUUCGAAGCGUGCUUUCGUGCGCACCUCACUCCCGAAAAAAUACAAAUGAUGAUAAUUAACUCCGGAAGUCACAACCACUGCCUGGGUGUCUCUGAAGUGUCAUUGAUGUUGAUUGUGACUUGCUUCGUGUUGCUUCGGUUGUUUUGGCAUAAUUAUUGGUGUAUUUGUUGUCCUUCCUCUCUCUCUCUCUCUCUCUUUAUCUCUCUCUCUCUCUCUCUCUCUCUCUCUCUCUCUCUCUCUCUCUCUCUCUCUCUCUCUCUCUCUCUCUCUCUCACGUCUUCUACUUCACACCUGUAACUCCAUUAUGCCUUUCUGUUUCAGACCCAAUUAUCAGUUUCCACCUUUUCUCUGUCCCUAUAUCCCUCCUUUUUUCUUUUCUUCUUCUUUUGUCAUUUCUUUCUUUUCCUCCUCAUUCUCACGACCAUGCCGUUGUAUCAAUCACAACACUAGUGUCAGUAGUCUGGUAUCCAGACUUACCACGUCAGUGCACAUCUCCCGUGACUGAAUCGUGCUUGCGAGGACGCCAUCCUCACCAGAGCGCAGAAUCAGCUGUCCUUUGCGUCCAUAGCAUUCUGUCAUGACAUCUCCAUACAGCUGAUUUAGAGUUGCCAGACAGGGAUAUUCCGUUUGCAAGGUGUCUGUUGGUAAAGGAAGUUCGUUGUGUUGUUUGGUGGGUGUUACGUGACUGCGAGUAUAUGCAUUUUUUUUAAAAAUGAGAGUAAAAUAUCAUGAAAGUCGUAUACUAUACAUGUGUGGAUACAUGCAUUCAGAUAUGCGUGUCCAUACAAAUGUACAGAACACGCACACGGAAACACACACACACACACACACACACACACACACACACACACACACACACACACACACACACACACACACACACACACACACACACACACACAAAA